Molecule: messenger RNA, 273 nt
Organism: Aspergillus chevalieri
Lineage: Eukaryota; Fungi; Ascomycota; Eurotiomycetes; Eurotiales; Aspergillaceae
Gene: SDC1
Product: DPY30/SDC1 family protein
Exons: 2
Coding region: 1-273 (90 amino acids)
Source: RefSeq, a predicted model, not a curated record
AUGGCAAACGAAAGUCCUCUCGCAGGCACGCCCGUCGCCAACGACUCCCUUACCACCCCCCAAACCCAAACCCAAGCAGCGCAAGCGCAAUCCCAGACACCAGGACGCCCCGGCGGCGCCCCCGCGCGCGUGUACAUGAACGAGAAGAUCGUGCCGUAUCUACUGGAGGGGAUGAAGGGGGUUGCUAAGGAACAACCAGCGAAUCCGCUGCGCGUGCUUGGGGAGUUUCUUAUUCAGAAGAGUGCCGAGGUUGAGGGGAAGUCGCCUGAGUAG